Colletotrichum orchidophilum is the source of this 2112-nucleotide messenger RNA. RefSeq names its product CPL domain-containing protein. Lineage: Eukaryota; Fungi; Ascomycota; Sordariomycetes; Glomerellales; Glomerellaceae. The transcript has 2 exons. Bases 1 to 2112 code for a protein of 703 amino acids. Gene Ontology annotation, cellular component: nucleolus. Gene Ontology annotation, biological process: regulation of translation. The record is from RefSeq and is a predicted model, not a curated record. Gene Ontology annotation, molecular function: mRNA binding.
AUGGCUUCCAACGGCGUCAAGAGAAAGAGUGCCCCUGCCGCUGGGAAGGGUGCUUCCGACGGAAAAUUUGCAAAGAAGGCCAAGGUCGAGUCGAAGAAGAAGGCCGAACCCGUUGAGACCCCCGAGGACGACGGUGAAGAAGACUUUGAGGAUGAGUCUGAGGACUCUGACGACGGCGGUGUUCAGCUGACCCCUCGCGACCGGGCCAAGCAGGCUCAGGCCAAGGGCAAGAAAGAUGAUGCGAAUGGUGCUGAUAAGAACAAGAACUUCGAAAGAGGUCAAAACUCCAGAGAGUCCCAUGCUAUCCAGAAGAAGCUCGCCCUGGAGCGCAAGAUGGCCAAGCCACUCGCCGACGAACUCGCUCGAACCAAGAAGAUCUGGGAGAGGUUGCGGAGGAAGUCCCACGUCCCGUCCGAGGAGCGAAAGCAGCUCGUCGAUGAGCUCUUUACCAUCAUCACCGGCCGCGUCAAGGAAUUCGUUCUCAAGCACGACGCCACACGCGCUGUCCAGACCGCACUCAAGUACGCCACAGCUACGCAACGGAAACAGAUUACCCGCGAGCUGCAAGGAACCUACACUCAGCUUGCCGAGAGUCGAUAUGCCAAGUUCCUCAUCGCCAAGAUGGUAGUACAGGCUGACGGCGAGAUCAAAGACCUCAUCAUCCCCGAGUUUUACGGCAAGGUGCGCAAGCUGAUCAACCAUCCCGAGGCAUCAUGGAUCUUGGACGACAUCUACAGACAAAUCGCGACGAAGGAACAGAAAGCCAUCCUUCUGAGGGAAUGGUACGGACCCGAGUUUGCCCUCCUGGAGCGCAGCAUGGACGAGAAGCCGACUUCAGACCUGGCGACGAUCCUCGAGCAGAACCCCAACAAGAAAGCCUAUAUCCUCAAGAGUCUCAACGACAUGAUCAACUCACUGGUCCAGAAGAAGAUGACCGGCUUCACAAUGCUUCACGACGCCAUGUUGCAGUACUUCCUCAAUGUCGAGCCUGGAACGGAGAAUUUCAACCUGUUUGUUGAGAUGAUCAAGGACGACGAGGAAGGUGACCUGUUGAAGAACAUGGCCUUCACCCGUUCUGGCUCCCGUUUGGUGUCUCUGCUGUUGGCCAACGGUUCUUCCAAGGACCGCAGAAACUUGCUCAAGGCAUACAAGGACAAUUUCGUGCUGAUGUCGGGUGACCCAAAUGCCCAUAUUGUCAUCCUCGCCGCUUUCGAUGUCAUUGAUGAUACGAAAAUGACGUCAAAGGCCAUCUUUCCCGAGCUGAUUGGCGAUGACAAGGACAAGGUGACAGAUAAUAUCGUUGUUUCUACAACAAAUCCCUUCGCAAGGGCAACUCUCCUGUAUCUGUUGGAGGGACAGUCUAAAGCUCUUUUCCCUGCGAACAUGAACGAGGACCUGGCCAUCCUCAAGGAGGUCCAUGAGAUCCGCCAGACCACCAGUAAGAAGGACGCCGAGACGCGAAGAAAGGAGCUGGUUGCCGUUAUGUCACCUUCGCUUAUUACAGCCGUUGUUGAAGCUGCGCCGGUUUUGGUUGCAGACCCCUUCGGUUGCCAGCUGGUUGCUGACGUUCUACUCUCUACGGAAGGCGACAAGACGGCAGCUCUUGAGGCCGUAGCAGCAGUCGCAGAGGGUAAACCCGGUGCGGAGCCUAUGGAGGUAGAAGGUGUUCCUACCCCGGUCCACGUCUCGCGGACAGCAUCCGGAGGUCGGUUGAUCAAGACGCUCAUUGCGGGAGGCAAGUUCAACAAGGAGACUGGCAAGGUCGAGCCUGCCGAGCCGCCAUUGAAGUUCGCUGAUAUCCUGUAUCCGAUCAUCAAGGACUAUAUUGUGGACUGGGCCACGGGCCCUAGUUCCUUUGUCGUUCUCAACAUGCUGGAAGCCGAGGACUUUAGUCACGCAUCUGAGCUGAAGAAAACACUCAAGAAGCACAAGAAAGAUCUGCAGAAGGCCGCGACCGAAGAGACGGCCGAGCAGAAGGUGGCCAAAGAGGCCAAGGCGCAGAAGGAUAGCGAGAAAAGCGAGAAGGGUGCAAAGAAGGGCAAGAAGGGCGGUGCGAAGGCAGACAAGCCCGUGGGUAACCUUGGCACUAAGCUUCUGCUAGAGAAGUUGUAA